AUGUUGUUUUCAGUUUCCACCGACGCAACUCCUGCUCUUGAAACUAUUUUUAAUCCAUUUUAUCAAGAAGAUCCAGUCACAAAAUUGCGUAUAGAAAGAAACCAGUUCACUUUUCCAGUUGGAUGGAUUGCACCAAUUGCACGUCAAGCCCCACAUUUGGUUUACUUGUAUAUUCCUUCAUGCCACCUGGGAAAUACUGAUUUUCAAACAAUAUGCAAUUCUUUUCCAAACCUCGAAGAGCUAAUCAUCACAAAUACAGGACUCAAAAGUAUCGCAGGAAUCCAAAAACUCAAACAUUUAGAAGUUUUGGAUUUGAGAGAGAACGACGUUUCUGAAUCGAAGUCACUGAAGGAACUUUCAAGUCUCGAAUCGUUGAGAGAACUGAUUGCUGAUUUUGACAAAAAUCAUAGCAACCAAUACUUCAAUGUUGACAAUUUGCUGAAAUCAAAUGAAAAAUUGCGACUUCUUGGAGCAGAUGUAUUGAAGGAAUACUUUGAAGCUCUGCAACUCGAAAAAAUAAAAGGAAACUGGCCGGUAUUCUAUAAUAUGUUGAAAACGGUGAGAAACAUGAUGCACACCGGUGGCGGCCCCGAACAGUUCAUACUUGACACUCGAAGAAAGUAUCUGGUCUGGUUGACAGAAUUCAUGUUGUUGGAUGAGCUCACGGAAGAAGGAGCUUUCAUUUGCUUGCAAACACUAGUUUUUUUGACACAGAAGGGACGUCUGACCAGAGACUUUGAUGAGAGUGUACCGGAACUGGUCCUCAAGGCAGUUUUGCAUAUAGACAACAUAUUUGAUUUAAACAAGAAAGGUGACCAAUUAAUGUGGAACAUUCUCCAGGAUGACGCAUUUUGCAAUCUCGAAUCGGAACUCGAAGACGAACUGGUCGAUGCUACCAUUCAAACUAUGAUGGAACUGGAAACAACAGAUCGUAUUUUCUUGUGCUGCCAGAAGAUUUUAAACGACAGAUUGUGUUAUAUGAAACCUGAACAGUUUUCGGAAAUUUGCAAAAAUAUCAAAUUUAGAAAACGCUACUUGUUUUUAAUUUGCACUGGCUAUUUUUUUUUUUCGAAGGGAGCCCGUCGUGAACUGGAUCAAUGUUUCCGUUUUUUGAUGGCUAUGGCACAAAACCCAGUUGAAGAGCAUUUGAAAGUCAGCUCCUAUUUCGUUAGGAUUUUUUCUCAACUUCUGCAUGCACUAACAGGAUUUGUUCGAAUGGAAGUUCUGGUAUUGCAUUGGUUCAAUGAACUGGCAUUCUCACUGAACAAAGAAGUCUUUGAUCAAUACGUUCUUACCGUCCAUAUCAAACCGAUACUGCGAGUUCACAAUAAAAAUGUUGUAUAA
This is a messenger RNA of Caenorhabditis remanei, 1344 nucleotides long. RefSeq lists its product as uncharacterized. Gene Ontology annotation, cellular component: Cul2-RING ubiquitin ligase complex. The transcript is spliced from 4 exons. Lineage: Eukaryota; Metazoa; Nematoda; Chromadorea; Rhabditida; Rhabditidae. The record is from RefSeq and is a predicted model, not a curated record. The coding region runs from base 1 to 1344 and encodes 447 amino acids.